AUGCCUUUCAGUGCUCAAAGAAUUAUUCUUAGUGUCUUUCAGAGCCCAUUAAAAAUGGGUCAAGGGCAUGCAGGCAGGAUCUUGAUGCUACAGAAUGCUUUUCUUCGGACUAUACAUCUUCAGGCUGGUGAGAGAGCAGAACUUACAAAAGCUUUUACCCAGAGUGAUGUAUUCACCUUUUCAGAGUUAACAGGUGAUAUUAACCCACUACAUCUCAGUGAAGAUUUUGCCAAAGCCAGCAAGUUUGGAAAGCCAAUUGUGCACGCUGUACUGGUUUGUGGAUUAUUGUCUGCUGUCCUGGGAACCAAAAUGCCUGGAUGUGCUCUUCUGUCCCAAGAACUUCGUUUUGUAGCACCUUUGUAUAUAGGUGAGCAGGUGUCAGCAAUUGCAGAUGUUAUUAAAGUAAGAAGGUCCAUAGCUUGGAUUGCUGUUUCAUGUAUUGUCAAAGAAAGUGAGAAAGUGAUAAUGAAAGGGGAAGUGAAGAUCAUGCUACCAGAAAGUAGAGAUCAGAAUGUAUAACUCUUAUCAUUGAAACUGGAAAAUAACUUGGAAAAUGUUUUCAUCAGAUGCUGAUAUUCUUAAACGUAUGUUAUGUGGAAACUACUAAAAAUUGUCAAAAUAAUUUGAAAAUGAAUGCUAUGUUUUCAAACAACGUUGUUUGGCUUAUAUGUUUGUAAUAACAGAUGCCAGUGACUAUAAAGACUGCCUUGUUACUAUGACUGCAGAAUUUUAUUUGAUGACAAAAAAUAAACUUUUAUUUCAAA
Molecule: messenger RNA, 764 nt
Organism: Carcharodon carcharias (great white shark)
Lineage: Eukaryota; Metazoa; Chordata; Chondrichthyes; Lamniformes; Lamnidae
Product: hydroxyacyl-thioester dehydratase type 2, mitochondrial-like
Exons: 1
Coding region: 1-519 (172 amino acids)
Source: RefSeq, a predicted model, not a curated record